This is a messenger RNA of Brassica napus (rape), 1666 nucleotides long. Its product is annotated as thioredoxin-like 1-2, chloroplastic. The coding region runs from base 501 to 941 and encodes 146 amino acids. The transcript has 3 exons. Lineage: Eukaryota; Viridiplantae; Streptophyta; Magnoliopsida; Brassicales; Brassicaceae. Gene Ontology annotation, biological process: cell redox homeostasis. The record is from RefSeq and is a predicted model, not a curated record.
GUCAAUAAAGUGACCAACUUUUGUUGCUUUUUCUCAUUCAAUCAAAAAACCCAUCUGCACUUUUCUCUCUUCAUUUGCUUUCUCUGCAAUUUUCUGAGUCAUUCUCCUGUAGACGGACAUGGAUGCUAUUUCACCUCUAAGAGCUGUGUGUGGAAGUGGUACUCAAUUCUCCGGGACUAGGAUCGAUCAUGGGCUUUGUUCAUUUUCUCAGGAAAUUAAAUCAAAAUCCAAACUUUCAGCGGUUAUGAGCCUAGAUUUGAAGGAACAUCCCAUGUCAUGGCUUCAAACCAAACACAUGGUCCUACUAAUUAGGUGGCUAGAAGCAAAUAUAAAAAAUGAGGCCUGAAGACCCACGAUCUAGACCACUUACAACACCAAGACAAACCACUGUGAUACUAAUAACUUUCUAUUUAAAUGUGGCCGUUUAAAUUGAUAAUAUUUUGCGGCCGGAAGCACAAGCUUCAUUGGUUUCCUUCCAAGGCCGGCUCUGUUCACCGGCUAUGAGCCUAGAUUUGAAGGAACAUCCCAUGGCUUCAAACCAAACACUCACCGCCUUGUCUUCUUCUUCCUAUGUGGUUCCUACAAAGACGUCAUCAAUUGGUAUGAGUAGGGGAAUGAGAUGGUGGGAAAAGUCAACGAAAGUCAACAUGUCAGAGAUUCACUCUGCUAAUCAUCUUGUUGACUCUUUGUUGAACACUGGAGAUAGAUUAGUUGUUCUUGAUUUCUACUCUCCUGGUUGUGGUGGCUGCAAAUCUCUCCACCCAAAGAUCUGUCAAUUGGCUGAAUCAAACCCAAACGUGAUGUUUCUCAAAGUGAAUCAAGAAGAGCUUAGAACAAUGUGUCAUGGCCUUAACGUUCAUGUGCUUCCUUUCUUUAAGUUCUAUAGAGGAGCAGAGGGUAAACUAUGUAGUUUCAGCUGCACCAUCGCCACCGUAAGCUAAUCACAUGAUCAAUCAGCUUUUAUAUCAUGAUAAUGAUAAUCACCACAGAACUGUAUUUGUUAUUUAAUACAUCUCCGUAGAACCUUUAAGAAGAAGACAUCCUUAAAUGUAUUUGUUACUUCCACAAGUGCCAAAAACCAUCUGAAUCAUUCAUGUGAUAAAGUUUUGUUUUAUCUUAGACCAGGUCGUCGUCACACUGCCACGGACGUAGCAAUUAAGAUUUGAGACAAGCAGUUCAGCAAGGACAUGUUUCAUACAUUUAAGCUCAAUUGUUUUUAUAAUUAAACUCAUUUCCUGUUUCAGAUUAUACAAGCGACAAGAAGCUAGCCUCCUGACUUAAGCCUUCUUCAACACUUCUUUGGUGGGAGUCCCAUUCUCUGACGAUCGAAUCCCUUCCUCAAUACGCUACAACACAACCACCACGAAUAAUAUGGUCACGCACGGUUUUUUUUUGUUGAGGAUUAAAAACUUGUAAAGCUUUCUAAACUCAUUUACCUGAAGAAGAUAGUUGUGAAGCCAAUCCAGCGUCUGUGGGAAAGUGGUGGCCGAUAUAUUAACAACAGUCACUCCCUGUGAAUUGAAGGAGCAAAGGUAGUCUUCAAUGGUCUUCAGGUUUGUAAGUAGUCUCUCUUUCUCCUAGCAAAAAGAAAGAUCAAACAGUGUUCACACCAACUUUCAAGAUCAGUUUAGUGAAAGCUUGAGGUUUGUUUAAUACCUUAGAUGUA